This is a messenger RNA of Oncorhynchus tshawytscha (Chinook salmon), 3535 nucleotides long. RefSeq names its product tumor necrosis factor (ligand) superfamily, member 10 like 3 (gene tnfsf10l3). The coding region runs from base 201 to 1166 and encodes 321 amino acids. Gene Ontology annotation, biological process: immune response. Gene Ontology annotation, molecular function: tumor necrosis factor receptor binding. Gene Ontology annotation, cellular component: membrane. Lineage: Eukaryota; Metazoa; Chordata; Actinopteri; Salmoniformes; Salmonidae. The record is from RefSeq and is a predicted model, not a curated record. The transcript has 5 exons.
UGACUGUUCAAAUUAGAAAACCGAGUACUUGUAGCAGGCUAUAGGCUACAGAAUCUUCCCACGGGAGAUUUGUAUAAAAACGCUCAGGGGAAAAAAAGCCUUUGUGUUCGGCAACAAUGACACGUGGGCGAUGUUGAAUUUGGACAGUUUAGCCCUUGCAGACCUCCCACUCAACAGAGAAAAUAUUGACAGUGUUAUGGAUGACGGAGUUGGUGCCCCCCCUCAUCCACCAAUUGUAUUUUAUGGCAACUCGAGAUCAAUUCAGACCUGUCGUUGAACAAAGACAUAUCAUGGCCGCAUCAAACAGCCGACGAGACGUCAAGUCAAAGUUAUGGAUCCCAAUGAUCGUUAUUGUCGUGGUUGUACUGCAAGUAGCUUCGACAACUGGACUCCUCGUCUUCUUGAACAUGUCAGUUGCUCAGGUGAGGAGUCAAGGGGUGGCUGAGGAGUUACGUUGCCUGGGGCUCCUUAAUGCCCUGGAGAAAGACCAGGAGAUACCGGAGUCUCUGGUUCAACUGUUUGGGGAGCCCUGCAUCAAACUGGCCCAGGGAAUAAGGGCCUAUGUCACCAAGGUGACAGAAAACAUUAUUGCAAAACACGCAGUUCCAGAGCCCAGUGCCCAGCCCAGAACCAAGCCCGUCAGUUCUGCAGGGCAUCAGAAGCCCUCUGCUCACCUCACACUCCGAGACAGUAGCUUACAGGGCCCUAUAUCCCUGGCCCCUCAGAAAGACCUGCAUCAGUCCUGCCGCCACCCGGUCCGGUCCUGGGGCAACCAGAGUUUCGGCUCCCAUCUCCAUAACAUGACCCUGUCUCAUGGACGCCUACGCAUCCCCCGGUCCGGACGUUAUUACUUGUAUGCCCAGGUGUACUUCCGCUAUCCCUCCCUCACCCACGAGGGGGGUAACCACCAUGAUGGCUCCUCCAGCUACCAGCUGGUCCAGUGUAUCUACAAGAAGACGUCAUACGCCAAGCCCCUUCAGUUGCUGAAGGGGGUGGGCACCAAGUGCUGGGCGCCUGACACUGAGUAUGCCCUCCACUCUGUCUACCAGGGAGGCCUGUUUGAGCUGAGGGCCGGGGAUGAGAUCUUUGUUUCUGUGUCGUCGCCUACAGCCGUGCAGGCAGAGGACUCAUCCAGCUAUUUUGGGGCAUUUCGAUUUGACCCAUGAGCAUGGAGGUUAAGGAGGGAAAAGCUCUCUCACACAAGAGGAUACUAAACAUGUACUGUAUAUAGACUACAAAUCACCAUGGUUCUGACAUAGCUAGCCACAGACUGGUGCACAGGCCAUUAAUAAAACUGGCUCACAGAUGGCUACAUUAGAACUAUAUAUUUGAAUAAGAGUGGUGCGGACUAAUUGGCAUCCCGCUUUGGUACUGUAGCACAAUCACGAAUAAGAAUCUUCAGCACUGAGAGGGAUAGUGGAAAUGCAUAAGACUAAGGAAUGUGUGAAUUCUUCGAUAUACAGUAUGGCAUGCAGCACUACCAACUACCAACGAUAACUAUAGCUCUGGUGUCCAUAUGAAACCACUCUUCAGUCCUGAUCUCUCUAGACAUACCGGUUGCUUCCCACAAUGUACAUGUUGCCCUAAGUCUGGGAUUUCCAAGACUAGCUCUGAUCUGACCUGACACUAAAUUUGAUUUAAAUUUUAACAUUUGUUUUUGAUUUAAACAAGCACUCUUGCACCAGGGUGUUAUUUUAGUGUUGAAUGUACCUAUUGAGAAUACAAGCUCUAACUAUAGCUAAUUAUGGAUGAUUAACAAACAAUGGGCUCAAGGGGUAAAAACAAGGAAUGGUGAAAGUUCUUCUUGAUCCUGGCAUAAUCUUCUCAUUUGUACAAAACCUUAUUUAAUGGGCGUCGGUAAGGCUCGAAGGGAUUUUGGUAAUGGCCCUCUUGGGAUUCCUUCACCAUACUGAGAAUUCGACUAUUUAUUCCGUUUAGCAUAGGGCAGCGCACAAUUGGCCCAGCGUCGUCCGAGUUAGGGGAGGGUUUGCCUGGGGAGGCUUUACAAGUAGUCCAUCAUUGUAAAUAAGAAUUUGUUCUUAACUGACGUGCCUAGUUAAAUAAAAUAGCAAUGAACUGCUUUUUUUCAGCAACAACUUUUGAUUGUUUUCUGUGGGUGGAGGUAUUACUGAUUACUGCAGUUAACCAGAUAUCAGUACUAGUCUUCAGUCAUACUCCACUGGACAUAUGCAUCAAUUUAACGUCUGUUUGAUUCAACCAGUGUGUGCCCAGUGGGACAGAGAUUCAGCACUGGACAGUAACUUAGUACUAACGUAGACGACUAGCUAAUAAUACUAUAAUAAUAAGUAUAACGCAAACAUCUAGCAACCCAAAGGUUGCUUGUUUGAAUCUCAUCACUGACAACUUUAGCAUUUUAGCUAAUUAGCAACUACUUACUUUUUUUUUUGCAACUACUUAGCAUGUUGGCUAACUCUAACCCUAACCCGUUUAGCUAACCUUCCCCUAACCCUAACCUAACUAACUAACUUUAACCCCUAGAGCGAAUGUUACAUGGAUCAUUUUUUAAAGCAUGAAAUUGCCUUGGUCUGUUUUCAAAAUAUCACUUGUGUCAUGACAGCGGUUCCACACGUUGUGUGGCAAAAAUAGUAUUUGUAUUUUAUUCUGUUGUAUUUCAUUACAUUCUUAGCCUACUAUAAAAUAUGUAUGUUGAUUGUGAUCAGGGUAGCCUACAUGUGUCUUGUCUGUGUAACGAACAAAAUAACUAUGGACUUCAUGUGCAUGGCGUAGCCAUCUAGCCCAUAGACUGCACAGACCAGUCACAUAAUUAAACCCAAUAUAUGCCAUUCUAUUCUUUUGAAAAUACAUUUUAUUAGUUUUAUGUUUUUUAGGAUUUGCCUAAAAACAAAUUAAUAAUGGAUUUCUUUGUGACGGUGUAGUCUAUAUUCAAUGGAUUUAUUAAAAUACUAUAGAUGCCCACCCACAUCUACUCCCACCCCUGAACUUGCCGGCAAUGUGCACAGGCGAUAUCUCGGCAGGAAUGUGGUAAAAAUUAGAUUGUAUGAAUUGGGUUUAAAAAAAACAUUGCCCGUUUUAUUUUUACAGGCAACAUACCUGUGAAAAAAAAAGAGCAAAAAAUAUUAAGUAUUGUCAGAGCCAAUUUUGAACUUCCUGUUAAGCACUGUUCAGGGCCACAUCCUAAUGGACAAUGUGUUAUUGGUUUGUUUGGGUUUGAUGUAAAACUGUUUGCAAUGUCUAAAAAGAGUGACUCUUUGACUGUGUAUUUGACUAUUGUUUGAAACUAUAAACAUUUACUGUCUAGGCAUCUUCCUGUCACUUUCUCAUGAAAGGCAUGACAGGCCACCCACACACAGCCCUCAGCCCACAGCAGUGAGUCAUAAUGGUUAGAUCCUCAGGGAGGGAUUCAAUGGGUUCAUGAUGUUGGAGUGAGAAUGACUCCAAACGUACUUAUUGGUAACUGGGUACAAUGAGCACAAAUUUACUCAUGUGAAAGUCAACGUUGUUUUAAUUCAAGGCAAAUAUGAAAUGACAGGGAAUAAAUUGAUAUUUCAAUGUU